This is a messenger RNA of Trichogramma pretiosum, 1530 nucleotides long. RefSeq lists its product as uncharacterized. The transcript has 2 exons. The record is from RefSeq and is a predicted model, not a curated record. NCBI's taxonomy places the organism in Eukaryota, Metazoa, Arthropoda, Insecta, Hymenoptera, Trichogrammatidae. The coding region runs from base 66 to 683 and encodes 205 amino acids.
GUUAGCUUGAUUUGUGUAAUCAUCGCCGAAAGAUUAAUUGUUAACGAAAAUACCACGUUUGAGCGAUGGAAUUCAGUGAUAUACUUAAUUGUGUUCUUGCAAGAGUCAAGAAAGAACCUUGCGAUUUGUCGCUUAUCAAAAAUGAUUCUGAAAUGAUUGAUGAGAAACCCGAUCUAAAGAACUUCCAACUCUUACCGUUUGUGCUAGAAAAUUCAACCAAUAACCUUCGAAAGUAUGAAGAAAAUAAUGGAAAUGAACUAAAUGAUGAAAUAGAAAUAGUUGUUGAAUGUGAAGACGUCAAGCUCGACAUCGAUUUAUUAGCAGUUGAGAAAAUCAAAGAAGAUAGUUAUAAAACUCAUGACAUAAUUAAAAUAGAAGCCAAGCGGGAAGUAAAACAAGAAAUUACUGACGACGUUGCAAAACAAUCGAAUUUGAACAUUGAAUGUGUACUCGUCGAACAUAAUAAAACAAGAUCAGUGACAAAAAAGUUGGACGACGAACAUAACCUCAGAACACGCAUCAAUACAGUGCAUAAUGAUACAACCCAUGUAUGUGAAAUAUGCCAAAAGAUAUGUUCAGAUAAUAAGUGUAAUCUAAAUAGGCAUGUCAAAUCAUCACAUCGUUGUAUUAGUCAUUCAUGCGAUAUAUGCGGCAAGCCAUUUACAAGGAAGGAGAGUCUCUAAACUCACAUCGGUACGGUGCAUAAAGGUGUCACUCAUUUAUGCAGUAUAUGUGAAAAGACAUUUACACAAAAGACUUGUCUCAAAGUCCACAUAGAUUCGGUGCAUAACGGUAACAAACAUGGGUGUGACGUGUGUGGAAAGAAGUACGGACGAAAAAAUAGUCUCAAGCGCCACAUCAAUGUCGCACAUAAUGGUGUCACUCACUCAUGUGAUGUAUGCGGCAAGACAUUUUCAUUUAAAAGUGAUGUCAAGAGGCACAUCAAUAAGGUGCAUAAUGGUGUCACUUAUACAUGUGACAAUUGCGGAAAGAAAUUCACAACCAAGAGUAAUCUCAAAAUCCACAUAGAUUCGGUGCAUAACGGUAAGAAACAUACGUGUGACGUGUGUGGAAAAAAGUACGGACAAAAAAGUAAUCUCGAGUCCCACAUCGAUGUAGCGCACAAUGGUAUCAGUGGUAUCACUCAUACAUGUGAUAUUUGCGGAAAAACGUACUCACAGAAGGGUAGUCUUAGAAACCACAUUGAUGUGAUGCACAAUGGUAUCACUCAUGCAUGUGAUAUUUGCGGAAAGAAAUACUCAAGUAAAAGCCAUCUCAAAAAUCACAUUGAUGCCGCUCAUAAUGGCGUCACUCACUCAUGUGAUGUAUGCGGCAAGAAAUUUUCAUUUAAAAGGGAUCUCAAGAGGCACAUCGAUGAGGUGCACAAUGGCAUUACUUAUGCAUGUGAUUUAUGUGAAAAAAUGUAUAAAAAUCGAUCUGGUCUCUUUAAACAUGUCAAAUCGUUGCAUAAAGUACCACCUAUGCAUGUGAGAUUUGUGGAAAGACGUUCGGACAAAAAAUAAACCUCAA